This is a messenger RNA of Acipenser ruthenus (sterlet), 2540 nucleotides long. RefSeq names its product LIM domain transcription factor LMO4-A. The transcript is spliced from 6 exons. Lineage: Eukaryota; Metazoa; Chordata; Actinopteri; Acipenseriformes; Acipenseridae. The coding region runs from base 468 to 1007 and encodes 179 amino acids. The record is from RefSeq and is a predicted model, not a curated record.
UGGUCUAAGCGGAUUCAGAUCCGAGUCCAACGCUCCUUAUCUAUAGGAGGAGAAAGUCUAGUGUUUAAAAACUAAAAAAAAAAGAGCAAGCUUACGUAUUUAUUAAUAACGCGCAUUUCUUUACAGCCCUAUCGGACCCCGUCGAGAUCCUGAAUAAAAACCCACACUACACAGACGGUCACCCGUGCUGGUCUGCUAACAGAUUACAAAGCUGAUUAUAUGUCACACUGAAUUGAAGAAACUACACAAAGUCUGUCCGGGACUCGCUUUGGAUAUUUUAAACCACCUCUUGUGAAAAGACGCGUCUCCGCUCCAGAGCAAGCUACUGGUCUCCAGUUAAUGAACCCAAGUCUCAAAGCGACCUGCUGGCAAUCAGGCAGAGGAAACGUGGGCAAGUUUCAUAUCCGAGCAGAAGUGUUUGUACCCUGCCAGGGUCCAUCAACACCAGCCAAACUAACCCCAGCUCCAUGUGUGCAAAUGCAUGUGUACCAGGAGCCCGUGACAUGGUGAAUAAUCGCUCCGCGGAGUCCCAGGCGGUGGCUGUGGCCGGCGGGGGCUCUCCCCCCAAGUCCUGCGCGGGCUGCGGGGGGAAGAUCGCUGACCGCUUUCUGCUCUACUCCAUGGAGCGCUACUGGCACACGCGCUGCCUCAAGUGCUCCUGCUGCCAGGCUCAGCUCGGCGAGAUCGGCACCUCCUGCUACAGCAAGGGAGGCAUGAUCCUCUGCAGGAACGACUACAUACGGUUAUUCGGACACAGCGGAGCGUGCAGUGCUUGUGGUCAGUCCAUCCCGGCCAGUGAGAUGGUGAUGAGGGCACAGGGCAACGUCUACCACCUCAAGUGUUUCACGUGCGCCACGUGCAGGAACAGGCUGGUCCCGGGGGACCGGUUCCACUACGUCAACGGAACCAUCUUCUGUGAGCACGAUCGGCCCAGUGCAGCCCUGCUGAACAGCCACCUCCCAGCACUGCAGAGCAGCACCAUGCUGCCCGACCAGAAGGUGUGUUGAAGAGCUGGAGAGGUCUGUGCCUUUGUGCCUUUUUGUCCCCCUGUGUCAAGUCUCUCUCUCUCUCUCUCUCUCUCUCUCUCUUCUUUCUUUCUUUUUUUUUUUCUUGUCGUUCUCUCAUCGCUUUGUCACUGGACCGCAAUAAAUUUAUUUUUGAAAUUUAAAAAAAUAAAGACAAAAACUAAAAAAUAUAUAUGAAUCGGCUUGAAAGAAAUACUUGCGUCACAGUUUUGGGGAGAAACACCGGCUCCCCAGAAGAGGAAUCCUCUUUGGAAACGCAGGACAGUGAUCUCGCAGCAGGAAGGGAGGGGUGACGGGCUGGGCUGGUCCACACCUGUUCACACCACCAGUCCGACGGCCGGUCUGGAUCCCGCUGCUUCGGACAGUGACCUGAACUCUGACAGACCCUGAGCUCCUUCUCCUGGAACGCGCCCUGCCCAGCAUAACGACUCCCCUGCUGUCAGUCCUGCGUGUUCAUUUCAAGCUGCUCCCCGUCUCCUCCCAGCAGCAGCUCAUUUCAUUCAAGCAGGUGUGAAGUCUUCAUGUAAGAUGCGUGGUCCACUCUCACUGCUGUGCCGUUCCUCCAUCACCCUGAUAGUGGAGGGAUGAACACACGAGAGCCAGGGCGGGUGCAGGGGUUCCCCAAACUCUCUUUAUCCUCCCCACAUCUGCGGUCUCCGUUAAACCCAUCCUGCCACCUGUAACGCUCCAUGCAAAACUGUGCCUGGGGGAAAAAAAAAAACGCAAACACUUGGGUGUUCUCUGUGUGUUAAGAGCAAAUUUUAAAAGAAAAAAAUAUUUCUGUAAAUAUUUUUUAAAGUAUUGUGCAUUCUAUUGUAGAAUUUUAUUGUCAUCGUGUAGAAUCCAUUUUCCAAGUGGAAUUGAAAUAAUAGUAAUAAAAAAUGUUACUUUAUUAAAAUGAAAACAUUAUUGUAAAAAGCGUGGCCUGUGCAAGUACUCCUGGUCCUCACUCCUAGCUGCCCCCCGGAUAUGUAUUAAGGUGGACAAGAAGAGUGAAAUGCUAUCUUCUGCAAGUCGUCAAGGCUGGUUUCACAGAACUACUUACUGCUCCCUUCAGAAAGGCUGGCCAGGAUUAGCGCUGAUCAGGGUCUGUGGAACCAGUCUUUGCAGAAGUGCCUGGUGCUGAAAAGGUUUAAGCGUUCGGACGCUCACUGUCUCAAACUAAGAUAAGUUUCCAUUGCAAAAUUAUUAUUUAUUUCUUAGCAGACGCCCUUAUCCAGGGCGACUUAAAAUAAAGCAAUGCCAUCUCUUCAACCUGAGAGACACAUGCUGGCAGCUCUGAAAGAGUUUUACAUUCUUCCAUUCCAGUUGCUAACAGUCAAGUUUAUUUUAGUACUGGCAGAAAAAGGACAACUAGUGUGUGUGUGUGUGUGUGUAUAUAUAUGUAAUGUAUGGAUACUGUAACCCUGUGCAAGCCCAGAAUAAGUGACAGACAGAGCCACGUUGAUUAAGGUUUCUAUGUAUAUCAAUGUGUCAUACAAAAAACAUGAGCUGUCAUGCUUUAGUUAACAAAAA